AUGUCAACGUCAACUGAAAGCCCUGAUACACCUACAACUUCUCAACCUCUUCUACCCAAACAGACGUCAUUCGUCGUAAAUGAUCUUGAAGAACGGAUAAGAGAAAGUGCACGAAUUGGGAGCCCAAAAAGAGCUCCUAGUCUACCGGAUCCUCGAAUUCUGUCGGAUCUCGAAACGCAUACGAAGGAAAUUGUGGGAAACAUCGAUACAAUGCUUCGAGACAUGCGUGGAUCUCUUCACGGAAUGUCCGAUUUAACACUAGAAUCUCUACAAUGCUACAAUUCUGGAGUGGAAAAGGCAUGCGAUGCUGCCGAUUCGAAUGUGAAGUCGACGUACGCGAUGCUGGCAAAAGUGGAAGAAGUUAACCAAUCGAUGGGAAAUGUGCAGAAGUUGGCUGGUCAGAUAAAGGAAAUGCGACGACUCGUGGAACUAUUCGAAACACUCUUCCAUGGAAGUCUGAAAGUUGACUUCGCGUUGAUUUCAAAACGGUGUCGUUAUGUUGUAAAGUCUGCAGUUCCUCGAGACUAUUUCAAAAUUUAUGUCUGGUUUUCCAAAUCAUCCAGCAUAUUUCUGCGAAAAGAUAAAUGUGAUUACGAUUUGAUGAGACCGCCUUUGUAUGGAAUUGACACUAAGCCAGAUCCAACUAUUAGACUUCGAAUGCGUUUUAUCGGAAACGAGUUGUCCUCAGCAAACUGGACAAAGAAAUGGGUUGAUAAUAUAUCAUUUCUUUUUAACUGCAAAGUUCAUUCCCUUCAAAUCGAAUAUAGCGAAUGUAGCAAAUCAUUCUUGUCUAUUGUCGAAUGGUUACAAAACAAACAGAAGUCAAUCGAGAUGUUCUCUGUGAAAGGACCCGAGGUUGCCAGUCAAAAUCUUUCACUCAUAUUUGAACGACUCGAAAUCAAACAUAUGUUGUCUUUGAAUUUGAAUCAUAAAGCUGAAGUCAGACCGAAUCUUAUCAAAUUCAACAUGGAUAUCGUCGAACUGUAUGGAUCUCCUCUUUCAAUGAUGUGGAUCACUUUAGAGAGCAUUUUGUCAUCUAACUGCGUCUUUUUCAAUCUGGACAAUUCGAAUUUAACAGAUUUGGAUUUGAAUCGGUUUAUGAAAGAAUGGGUGAGGGGGUCGAAUCCUAGAUUAAAGUUGUUGCGGUUGAAAAUCAAAAAAGUAAAUCUGGAAACUUUACUGGAUGGAUUGGAGAUGGAGGAACCAGAUGGUACUGUGGACCGAGUUAUUAAUCUUCCGGAUAUCUUAUUGCGCCCGAUUGAUAUGACGAGUGGAACUGACAUCAACACUUUGGACGGAAGAUUGGGGACGUUCAAGUUAGAAGAUGAUGAAUUCUCUGAUGAAUUACAACUUUUCACAAUGGUUUUUGGAGUUGAAAAAUACUAA
Molecule: messenger RNA, 1386 nt
Organism: Caenorhabditis remanei
Lineage: Eukaryota; Metazoa; Nematoda; Chromadorea; Rhabditida; Rhabditidae
Exons: 4
Coding region: 1-1386 (461 amino acids)
Biological process (GO): lysosome localization
Cellular component (GO): BORC complex
Source: RefSeq, a predicted model, not a curated record